CAAGCAUAAACUAAAGGAACACUGAAGGGAGGCGGCCGGCCCGCCGACCGACGCGCGCGCGAGGCGCAGGCUCGCUCCUUUUCCGUUUCCCUAGAGCCAAAGUGGAGCUGCAGGAGAGAAGCAGUCAGUACAGCAGACAGUGCAUGCAAGGUGAAGAAGCAAGGUGGGCAAGAAGAUGGUGGUGCGGAAGGAGUGCGUUGAUCGUUCAGUUUCACGACCUGCGUGUUUUCUGAAGGCGCUGCCUUGCUGAGCGGGAGGCCGCCCGCCGGCCGAAGGAUUUCGGCGGCCUGCACCAAGGUCUCUCCGAGGUGCGUGGGGCACGAGAGUACAUGUCCGGCGCGCAGCUGCACUACGGCGGCACCGCGCUCACCACCGGCGGUAUCUGGACCUCCCUGAGCAAGACCCGCAUCCCGAACCACGGCGACGAGAUCUGCGUCCGCUGCAAGGGCGCGGUCGAGACCACCAUACACCGUUUGCGGAGCUGCCCGUGCAAUGAGGCUGCACGCGGCGUGCUUGAUGCACGCGUACCUGGGAAUACUUAUCCUGACGGUCUUCCCCCUUGCCUGGCACGGUGCGGAUUGGUCCUGCACGGUCUGGGAGCAGGCACGACGCCGUCCUUGGAGGAGGCGAAGUACAUCUCGGAGCACCUUCCACACGUGAACGCCAUUGCUACUGUGGUUUGUGCCGCGGAGCGUCGUCAACAACUAGUUCUGCUUGAAUUGGAUCAGCGCCGUUCCCAACCAGUGGAACAUAUGCAUCGUGCUGCUCUUCCACCUCUGCCCCGCAUCAAGCAGCGGGCGCCGCCGGCAGCAGGCGGCGGGCCAGGGGGAGGACCUCCGGCAGACUGGCGAGGGGACCAACUUCCUCAGCAGCCUGCCCCGGGAGAGUUUCGAGUACACGAGGCCCUCGUACUUUCUUGCGAUGGUUCGG
Messenger RNA from Prorocentrum cordatum, 930 nucleotides. NCBI's taxonomy places the organism in Eukaryota, Dinophyceae, Prorocentrales, Prorocentraceae. The record is from the annotation of a GenBank genome assembly.